This is a messenger RNA of Amblyraja radiata (thorny skate), 921 nucleotides long. Its product is annotated as collagen triple helix repeat-containing protein 1. The transcript has 4 exons. Bases 132 to 830 code for a protein of 232 amino acids. The record is from RefSeq and is a predicted model, not a curated record. NCBI's taxonomy places the organism in Eukaryota, Metazoa, Chordata, Chondrichthyes, Rajiformes, Rajidae.
UAGAGAAGUGAGUCAGUGUUCGGGCAGAGGCAUUCCUGAAAGUGGCUAGUUGAUUCUGGGGUGAGGGCUGUGUCCUGAAUAAAUCCUCUGCUCCAACUUUACAUCCCACUUUCAAUACUCAUUCUCCCAAAAUGGGUUCACUGGCUCGGCUGCUACUCGUCACCUGGCUGUUUCUACCUUUAUUUGGUGCCGACCCGGGCAAGAAAAGAACUGCGCGUCAACGAGAUGAGGAGUUAAUUGAAAGGUAUAAUGAGAUAUGCAAGCGAGGUUCACCAGGUAUUCCUGGCCGAGAGGGUAAUCCUGGAGCAAAUGGCAUUCCGGGAACCCCAGGAAUCCCAGGACGUGAUGGAAUCAGAGGAGAGAAGGGUGAGUGCAUGCAAGAGCGCCUGGAGGAGCCUUGGAGAGUCAACUACAAGCAAUGUGCCUGGAAAGCACUCAAUUACGGCAUUGACCUCGGCAAAGUUGUGGAAUGCACAUUCACAAAGAUACGCAUGGACAGUGCUCUCAGAGUACUGUUCAUUGGUCCCCUGCGCCUGAAAUGUAAAACUCCCUGCUGCCAGCGUUGGCACUUCACAUUUAAUGGAGCAGAGUGCAACGGCCCACUCCCAAUUGAAGCUAUCGUUUAUCUUGACCAAGGAAGCCCCGAAUUCAACUCUACUAUCAAUAUACAUCGGACAUCUACAGUGGAAGGGCUAUGUGAAGGGAUCACAGCUGGUCUUGUGGAUGUUGCACUCUGGAUCGGGCUGUGUGCGGAUGGGUACCCGCAAGGUGAUGCUUCCACUGGCUGGAACUCAGUAUCACGGAUGGUUAUUGAGGAGUUACCAAAUUAAUUUCCAUUCUGCAAAUGCAGUCAUGAAAAACCAAUUUGCUCCCCAUUGAAAUUAUAUGAUGGAAAAUUAUAAACUUCACAAAAUAAAUUCA